ACCGGUGGCAGUGCCGCUGCUGGUCACGACUCGGGCCUCGAGCAACCCAGCGGUGCUGUGCAGAUGAAGAAUAUCCCUCAGACAUCCGAGGUAAAUGAGAAAUCCAGCGACGAGGCGACAGACGAUGCGGCCAAGAAUGCUCCGGUUGACGCGGCGGCAUCGGCCGGCCCUGCAUCCACCGACCACAGCGAGGCACCCGCUGCGCCCUCAUCAAAAGGCAAGGAGGACGAAAAGUCCAAGGAGGAAAAGCAGGAGGAUUCGGCCAUGGCCAUCGGUCCAGCGGACGAGGACAUCAAGCCUGCUGGAUCCGGCACCGACAGCGGCCCAGUCUGCAACAUUACCCUGCUGCUCGCCUCUGGCAGCCGACAUCCGUACAAGAUUGACGCGAAAUAUUUGAGCAAGAGGCAUGUCGCCAUGCCGGACGAGGACGAGAACGGCAAGCCCGAUCCUUUCAGCAUCAGCAUCUACACACUCAAGGAGCUGAUUCUGCGCGAGUGGAGGUCUGACUGGGAGGCCAAACCUGCCAGCCCGACCAGCAUACGGCUCAUUCAUUUUGGCAAAUUGCUGGAUGAUAAGGAGCAGCUCAAGAAAUACCAGUUUAGCCACGACAGCCCCAAUGUGGUUCACAUGAGCAUCCGGCCCCAGGAUCUUGAUGAGGAGGAACCCAAGACCGGGAGCAAGAGCCUCCCUGCUGGCGCCGCAGACGGGGACCGCGUACGAGAGGGGCGCUGCUGUGUUAUUUUAUAA
Molecule: messenger RNA, 747 nt
Organism: Trichoderma reesei QM6a
Lineage: Eukaryota; Fungi; Ascomycota; Sordariomycetes; Hypocreales; Hypocreaceae
Exons: 3
Source: RefSeq, a predicted model, not a curated record